AUGAACUCUGAUUCAAAUUCUUCUAGUUCAUCUAGUUCAGGGUUAUUUGAUUACAUGGUGAACGACUAUGUAGAGUGGCAUGAAUCAAUUACCCAAAGGCAAAAAGAAGAUGAAUUGAUCGAGGAAGCGAUCAAUACAGCUGUUGUUCCCUUUGUAACAUCAACUUAUCAGGUCCCAUUCACUCUUGAACCUACGUACCAAAGGUGGUAUGUACCAAGAGAUCGAGAAUAUGUUGAUAUUAAGUUAUAUAACGAUUACUUUAGUCCCCAACCAUUGUACCCUGCUAAUAUGUUUCGUCAACGGUUUCGCAUGACAAUUCGAAUGUUAGCAUACGGUACAUCUGCCGAUGCAGUUGACGAGUAUCUUAAAAUCGCAUCAAGUAUUGCAAGAGAAGGUCUGGCUCACUUUGUUGAAGGGGUUGUAGCUCAAUUUGGACCAGAGUACUUGAGGAGGGCAAAUAUUAUGGAUACUAAACGGCUCCUCCGUGAAAGUUAUGCUCGUGGAUUUCCUGGUAUGAUGGGCAGCAUUGAUUGCAUGCAUUGGGAAUGGAAAAAUUGUCCGCGUGCAUGGAAAGGAAUGUAUCAAGGUAGAAGUAAAACAUCAACGGUGAUCUUGGAGGCUGUUGCUUCGCAAGACUUGUGGAUAUGGCACGCUUUUUUUGGAACACCGGGUUCUUGUAAUGAUAUAAAUGUCCUCCAACGGUCACCGGUGUUCUCUGAUAUAUGUGAGGGAAAAGCUCCAGAGGUUACCUUCAAUGUCAACGGAAAUACAUACAAUAUGGGUUACUAUCUUACAGACGAUGAGCGAGAUGGAUAUUUGCAUUAUGAUGCAACUGAAUUUAUCAAUGACCAACCCCAAAAUGUAGCUGAAUCAUCAACUAGUAACAACAACCAACCAUUUACUGUGAGAAGUGGACGAUUGGAUAGGCUCAAUCUAAAUGGUUAUAUGGAAAAUAGAAAUAAUGUUCGUGAUAGGGAGACCCAUAUUGCACUAAAGAAUGACUUGGUUGAACAUAUAUGGGGACGUUUCGGCGACGAAUGA
Chenopodium quinoa (quinoa) is the source of this 1041-nucleotide messenger RNA. RefSeq lists its product as uncharacterized. The transcript is spliced from 3 exons. The record is from RefSeq and is a predicted model, not a curated record. NCBI's taxonomy places the organism in Eukaryota, Viridiplantae, Streptophyta, Magnoliopsida, Caryophyllales, Amaranthaceae. Bases 1 to 1041 code for a protein of 346 amino acids.